AUGCGAGGCGCGUCCUUCCGCGAGGCGUCCUUCACCGACGCCAUCCUCGACUCGUGCCACUUCGACGGCGAGACGACCAAAGAAAGAAAGAAAACAGACGAUCCAAGGGAGGGAGGGGAGGACGGCACGCCGCCACCACACAGGGACUUUAAGGAGAGGGGCGAGACGACCAUGUCGGGCACGACCUUCUCCGGCGACUUGUCCUUCCAGUUCGCGGGCGGGCUCCAAUUCGACCGCGUCGCCUUCAAGCAGCUUCCCGGCUCGGGCGCAUCCUUCAAGGGCGCGCGACGCGGCUCCAACCUCACCAACGCGAGGUUCGUCAACGCCUUCCUUGGCGAGGCAGACUUUGGCGAGGCGCUCGCGCCGGGGAGCGAUUUUACCGGCGCCGAGGCCACCAAGGCGGACUUCAUCAAGGCGGACUUGCGCGGGGCGUCUUUCCGCAGCGCAAACUGCGCCCGACAGACGGGAGCGAAUGAGAAGGCCAGUGAGGAGCGUGCGAGAGUAGGCGCAAAGCUGUGCUCGAGCCCCGACAUCAACACGAACGUGUGCGCCGAGUUCGACGUCCCCUUCAUGACCGGCACGCCGAUCAACAUGGACACGGCCGGGAUGGACAUGACCGGCUGA
Emiliania huxleyi CCMP1516 is the source of this 624-nucleotide messenger RNA. RefSeq lists its product as hypothetical. The coding region runs from base 1 to 624 and encodes 207 amino acids. The record is from RefSeq and is a predicted model, not a curated record. NCBI's taxonomy places the organism in Eukaryota, Haptophyta, Isochrysidales, Noelaerhabdaceae. The transcript is spliced from 6 exons.